AUGGCAACUUUAGGUCCGAAAAAGGAUGGUGGUCCUAAUGUGGAUUUCUUUCAAGCGCCAGAAUCACUAGCACAAUUUGAUCAACUUCGUGUUUGGUUACAAAAAAAUUGCAAGAAGCAUGUACAAACAGACCCACCAACAAAAGAGGGCUUGGCACAGCUGGUAAUUCAACUUAUACAAUAUCAGGAGAACAAGCUUGGAAAAAAUGCUUCAGACCCACCCUUUUUGAGGCUUCCGAUACCUUAA
Molecule: messenger RNA, 246 nt
Organism: Parnassius apollo (apollo)
Lineage: Eukaryota; Metazoa; Arthropoda; Insecta; Lepidoptera; Papilionidae
Source: the annotation of a GenBank genome assembly